CAACAUCAAAAGAGAGCAGUGCGUGUGUGAGUCAACUACACACACACACACACACACACACACACACACACAUGCACGCGGAACGAGCUGAAAUGAUGAAAGUUUGAGGAUUUCAUGGAGGAGAAACACAGGAGGAAAAACAUGGACAAGGCUCUGAUGCAGCAUCUGCUCAGCUCGAAGAAAAGUGCGAGGAUCCACCCGACUGCGUUGACAGUGAAAUACGGCUCCCAUUUCUCUCAGCAUGGAGAUGAGAGCUAUGAUGUUGCACGAUCCUCUGAGGAUUUUGGUGCCGUUAUGGCAGAGACAUCAGACAGGAAGCAGUUGAGUGGCAGUAAAACACACAAGACAGUGUUUAACCUUCAGUCUGAAUCGACAUCAAGAGUUUCUAAAGGGGUCAGAGGUCAGCUGCAGAGCUUCAGUGAAGCGAGUGUCCUGUCGUCACGUGUGAUGUGGGCGGUGCUAUGUGGUGCAGCACUGGCUCAUGGCUGUAUCUCGCUCCUGACACGUUUAGCUGCAGAUUUAUCCCACAUCCCAUCGCUCGAGCUUCUCUUUGUCCGCUCUGUCCUCCAGGUCCUGUCCAUUGCUGUCGUUCUUUACCACAAGGAGGCGCCGUUCGGGCCACGAGGCUGCAGGCUGCAUCUAUUCUCCUAUGGAAUAUUUAAUGUCAUCUCCAUCUCCUGUGCAUACACCUCCUUUGCACUAGUUCCUCCUGCCAACGGCGCUAUCGUGUGGCGAGCGAGUGUGACAGUGUUCAGUGCCGUCCUGUCCUUUCUGCUCGUCGAUGAGAGGCUCAGUGUGACAGACAUUAUCUCUGUCUCCUGCAGCGUCUUUGGGCUCGGCCUCAUCCUAAUCCCCAACCUCGCUAGUGAGGAAAAGCUGCUCGGGUUCUGGAAGGAGGCAUUUGGUUACGUACUGAUGGUUUUGGCGGGAGUGAUGGCAGCGCUCUCCAUGAUUUUGUACAGAUGUGUGAAGCAGCAGGUGAGCGUGUGGACAGCAUUGUUUACUUUUGGAUGGAUGGGUUUUCUCUGGUCCUGCUGCUCCAUGUUCCUCCUGCAAGAACCAGUCAUUCCUCAUGAUGCAGAAACCUGGAUCUUCCUCAUAUCCAUCUGCUUCUGCUCCACCAUCGCCUUCCUGGGGGUUUAUUACGGCCUGCAACGCCUCCACCCCGCGCUAGUCAGCACGGUGCAGCACCUGGAGCUUGUGGUGGCGAUGAUCCUACAGCUGCUCGUGCUGCGCAUUCUCCCCUCUGCCUGUGAUGUCACCGGCGCCGUCGUCAUCAUCGUCAGCGUCCUCGUCCUUGGCAUCGUCGAAGUCCUCCGUGGUGGAAAGCACGGGACGGAGGAAUACGAAGAAAUCCUGGACUCGUCCAUAAAAUAAGACAGAGGACUGAGCACGAGAGAUGGAGAGAGUAACGAUUUAUAAUGCGUCGUGUGAUCUUAUAAAAUUAGAAUAUUAGUUAUCCUCAUAUAACAAACUUUUUUUUUCAAGUUAUGAAUUAUUUAUUGUGUGUAAUAAACAAAGAAUUAAAUUCCAGCAUUAAAAGCAUUCAACAUAAUAGAAAUCAUUUGUAUACUAUGAAUAUUUAUUAUAUGCAAAU
This is a messenger RNA of Ictalurus punctatus (channel catfish), 1597 nucleotides long. RefSeq names its product solute carrier family 35 member G2. The transcript has 4 exons. Lineage: Eukaryota; Metazoa; Chordata; Actinopteri; Siluriformes; Ictaluridae. Gene Ontology annotation, cellular component: membrane. The record is from RefSeq and is a predicted model, not a curated record. Bases 115 to 1377 code for a protein of 420 amino acids.